AUGAAUCAUGUUUUCAAGGAUCAACUGGGCAAGAACGUCGAGGUUUACGUAGAUGACAUAGUCGUGAAAUCCAAAGGGAUCGAGGAUCACACAGGGGAUCUGGCAGAAACUUUUGAAAAGCUGAAGGGUUUCAACCUCAAGCUGAACCCGGAAAAGUGUGUCUUUGCAGUCCGGUCUGGGAAAUUUCUAGGGCACCUCAUCUCGGAGAAAGGCAUCGAGGCGAACCCGGAGAAAAUAGAGGCAGUAAUGAACAUGAAAGCCCCAAGCUCGGUAAAAGAAGUGCAAAAGUUGAACGGAAGAGUCACGGCGUUGGGAAGCACACCCCCAGUGCUAGGUAGACCUGAGUCAGGGGAAAUCUUAUACUUGUAUCUCUCGGUGAAUGAUGAGACAACAGCGGCAGUCCUAGUGAAGGAAGAUAAAGUGGCGGCGGAAAAGCUAAGGAGAUAUUUCGAGGCGCACAUCAUCGUAGUACAGACGAACCAACCUCUGAGAAAGGCAUUGCAGAGGCCAGAAAUGUCGGGACGGCUGGUCAGGUGGUCGGUCCAGCUGGGAGGAUAUGACAUCCGGUAUGAACCGAGACCGGCUCUAAAAGCACAAGUGUUGGCUGAUUUCAUAGCCGAGACCACAGCGAGCGACCAACCUGAGGAACCCGAUGAACAACUCUUACAGUGGGUCUUAGAAGUCGAUGGGGCAUCAAAUCUGGAAGGGUCUGGGGCAGGCGUAGUCUUGAAAGGCCCUCACGGAGUUACACUCCGAAGCUCGGUAAGAUUCGAUUUCCCGGCAUCCAACAACGCCGCGGAAUACGAGGCUCUAUUGAUCGGACUGAGAAUGGUAAACGUGGUCAAAGCCGAGCAUGUGACGAUAAGGAGCGAUUCUCAGUUAGUCGUUUGUCAAAUCCUGGGUACUUUCGAAGCUCGGGAUCCAGAAAUGAGAAGAUACGUGGACAGAGUCAAGUUCUUCUUGAACAAGAUUCAGGAGCUCGGAGGAAAAUGGGUGAUAGAGCAAGUUCCUCGUUUGGAAAAUCAAGAGGCUGACGUACUAGCCAAAGCGGCAACAGUGAACGAAAAGAUACCGGGGGUCCAUUUCUCUAUUCAAAAGCAUUCCAGCAUUGACAACCGCGAAACCAUCUUCCUGACUCAGCCUUUGGAAAAUUGGAUGCAAGGCAUAGCCCACUACCUGAUCGACGGAACCCUGCCAGAGAACAGAGACAAAGCAUAUAAAAUCUUGCGACAAGACCCGUACUACGCGUUCCUCGACGGAAUCUUAUACAGGAAAUCUUUCACCCACCCGUGGUCUAGAUGCUUAACAGCGGAGGAAGGGGAGUAUGUUCUGAGAGAAAUACAUGAAGGUAUUUGUGGGGCACACAUAGCUCCCCGCAUGUUGGCAAAGAAAGCAGUGUUACAGGGCUACUACUGGCCCCUAAUGGUCAGGCAGGCAGAGGAGAUAGUAAAGAAAUGUGAAAACUGUCAGAGGCAUCAGAACAUCCGACAUGCUCCCACCACAGAGCAGUGUCCUAUUACCAGUCCUUGGCCAUUUGCAACUUGGGGAAUUGACAUCCUGGGACCUUUCACACCAACCACGGGGCAGAAGAAGUUCUUGAUAGUAGCAGUAGAUCAUUUCACGAAGUGGAUCGAGGUAGAAGCAGUGAGUACCAUCACAGAAGCUCGGAUCAGGGAUUUCUUCUGGAGGCAAAUUGUGUGUCGCUUCGGUAUACCCAGAGCAUUGGUAACCGACAAUGGGAAGCAGUUCAACUGCCGAGCCUUCAAGGAAUUUUGCAACGACUUGCACAUUGACCUGCGUUUCACUUCGGUAGUUCACCCGCAAAGCAAUGGGAUGGCCGAAGUAACCAACCGGACGAUCCUAAAAGGGCUUAAGGCCAGGCUCGGGGAGUUCGAUAAACAGUGGCUGGAAGAGCUACCGAAGGUCAUAUGGGCUUACCGAACCACUCCAAGGGCAGGCACAGGAGACACCCCGUUUUCUUUGACAUAUGGGUGUGAGGCAAUGAUACCUGUGGAAAUCGGGAUGCCAACUCUAAGGGUCCAGUUCUUUGAUGAGGCUAAGAACGAGGAAGAACAGAAACUAUGCCUAGACCUGUUGGAAGAGCGAAGAGAGCAGAAACCACGAAAAACCAAGAAGGUCACACUAACAAAGCCAGCUCGGAAACGGAGCCAAGUUGUUCAUGAAACAUGUUAUCAUAGACAUAGACAAAAAUUUCAAAGAUACAAAACAGGGCAAAAAGUUCAGUCAAAACAACACGGAUAUAACAAAAAAACAUAG
Messenger RNA from Mercurialis annua (annual mercury), 2277 nucleotides. RefSeq lists its product as uncharacterized. Gene Ontology annotation, molecular function: nucleic acid binding; RNA-DNA hybrid ribonuclease activity. The record is from RefSeq and is a predicted model, not a curated record. Lineage: Eukaryota; Viridiplantae; Streptophyta; Magnoliopsida; Malpighiales; Euphorbiaceae. The transcript has 4 exons. Gene Ontology annotation, biological process: DNA integration. The coding region runs from base 1 to 2277 and encodes 758 amino acids.